Messenger RNA from Camelina sativa (false flax), 1359 nucleotides. Lineage: Eukaryota; Viridiplantae; Streptophyta; Magnoliopsida; Brassicales; Brassicaceae. The record is from RefSeq and is a predicted model, not a curated record.
AUGGCUGUUUCAUUUUACUAUCUUAGAGACUUGAAGCCUUACAUAGCCAUAUGGCCUUUCUCUGAGAUUGUGGAUUUUAAGCAUGUCUAUAAGGUGCGCACUUUUGUCGGAAUGGCUGCAUAUGUUCCUCCUGAAUUUCUAAACUCCUCUCCAGCAACUUUCAGAGAGAUGAAAUCGAGAUUUGAGGAUGGAGCUCCAAAGAAAAGAAAGAAGAAAAGAGAAGAAGAAUUAACAAAAUCUCUAGCCAAUUCUAUGUUCAGGUAUUUGAAAAAACCAAAAUCUCACAGUGACAUAACAGCUGAUGAACAUUGUGAAACUUCUAAGCAAGGAGAACUUAAUGAGGUUAGAAUCCAUAGUGAAGAGCAAGAAGCAAAUAAUAAUAGGGUUGAGAAAGAUGAUGAGGAUGUUGUUGGUAAUCAUGGAGAUAGUGUGCCUUUCAACGAGGAUUCUUUGGAUCCUGCAAAUUGGGGAAAAAUUGAUCAAAUGUUGAGAGAUUUUUUGGUUGGAAAAGGUCCUCUAGCACGACCGUAUGAGGAUUAUAAGUUUCCCAAAAAUGUCAAUGGUAGACAUUUUUCUCAUAAACUCUACAAAAGGCCAAUGAAGAACGGAAGGCUUGGUCAACAUGAACGUAGUCAUGGUCACCUUGUGUGCAUGAGCCAAUGGAUGGAAUUGGAGUUGAGAUUGAAAAAGGAUAUAACAAUUGAUAAGUCUGUCCAAGAAGAAAUCAAGAAAGAGAAAAAUCAUUGGCGAGAAGUUUUAUUGAGAUUAUUUGCACUAGUGAAGACUUUGGCUAAAUGCAAUAUAGCUUUCCGUGGAAGCAAUGAUAAGAUUGGUGAGAACAACAAUGGGAAUUUUCUUAGCUUUAUUGAAAUGUUUGGAGUUUUUGAUCCAGUGAUCAGGGAGCACAUCAGACGUAUCAAAGAGAAGAAAACUCAAUACCAUUAUCUCAGUCACAAAAUUCAGAAUGAAUUGAUAGCAAUGUUGGGAUCAGAGAUGAAGCUUAUGAUCAUUAAGAAGAUUCAAGAGGCAAAAUAUUUUUCAGUUAUUCUGGAUUGUACUCCCGAUAUUAGUCACAAAGAGCAAAUGUCUCUUAUCAUUCGAUGUGUGGAUGUUUCUAUGGAUUUAGCUCAGGUAUCAGAAUAUUUCAUUCACUUUUUGGAGGUUGGUGAUAAAUCAGGAAAAGGGUUGUUUGAUCUACUUUGUGAUACAUUGACUGAUCUUAACUUGGACAUUGAUGAUGUCCGAGGACAAGGCUACGACAAUGGCUCAAAUAUGAAGGGGAAGCAUAAAGGAGUACAAAAAGAAUGCUUGAUGUUAAUCCAAGAGCAUUUUAUACGCCAUGUGGUUGUCAUAAUCUGA